CCUUCUCCUGUACUCUCUCUCUACCUCGCGUUCUCAAUUUUGAGCGCCAAAGUACCGUUAGAGACGAAGGGGCAGUUUUGUAGUUUCUCAUAAACAAAUCAAGUCGGUUCUGGCAGGGCGGGCUCCUCUCUAGUCAUUUGAAAGCACUGGUGUUCAUAAAAAGCAUAUCCCACGGUUCCCACCACAACCCUCGGCAUUGUUUCACGCCUUCACCAGUACUUUCAAGUGAUUGGAGAGAAUUCAUGACCAUUCCUCAAGCAAUCCUCCUCCAUUGUAUAAAUAGGCACAAUUUACCAAUUUUGCAAGCACAUUUGGAAUUUGCGAACUGCGAAGCACGAACUGUGAACUUUUCAGUAGCGCGGGAAUUUCCCCAUCAGAGGAAAACGUUCCAUGGAGGCUUCCACCACUCAAAUCCUUUACCAAAAUUUAAUCUCCUCUGCCAUCCAGAGAUGCCGGAUCGCUGAAGAUCUUUGCAGAUUAUCCGUUGUUCUUAAACGCAUUCCCGACUCCGAUCCUCCGCUCGUCAGAAUCUCAUAUACUGGCAUUGGGAGCUGCUUGGAAGAGUUUCAAAACUUGAAGUGCCCAAGGAAUAUCGUUUCUGACGAGAAUUUUGAUGGAGUGCUUUCCAUCACAACUACAAGCACAUGUGACUCCAAGAUUUUUCACUACCAUAUGAAUUUAAAGGAAACUGUAGCUGCAAGAAAGCUGACAAGGUUACCUUCAACCCCUAAGAAUGGUGCAAAAUUCAGUGGAACUGAAGUAUGUCUGUCCACUUGUGAGAGCAUUGCUGAGUUAACAACAGGGAUCACUCUCUUCUUCCAAAAGGUUUGGCUCACUCCAUUAUGGGAUCCAAAAUUGGUGCAUCAUCUGCCUAGUUCAGCAGGUUUUAUUUAGCCAUUUAAACAAUCCAUGUGCCUCAACAUUCCCACUCAUGCAAGUGUGCAUGCGCACCCCCCCCCCUCACACACACACACACACUAGCAGGCAGAUUAUAUGUGAGGUCGUAUAACUACUUAUGUGAAACAAAUGAGGACGAAAGAUAGGGGUAUUAACUGUGAAUUUGUUACUGGAAGCAAUAAAAAUACUGGGGGGUUAAUUCUUAAAUUAUGCACCCUUCAUUUAGGUGGUGAAGCUCUAUGAACGGUCAAAUUGUCUGGAUGGUUUAAUCUCUAGACUAGACACCAACAAAAAGGGAACUGUCUCCUCAACUAUACUUACUUCUGAUGUUAUUGUAAGCAUUGUGACCUUCGUAACUAACAAAAAGAAGUUAAUGCAAGAAAACGCUCAGAACCU
Molecule: messenger RNA, 1293 nt
Organism: Macadamia integrifolia
Lineage: Eukaryota; Viridiplantae; Streptophyta; Magnoliopsida; Proteales; Proteaceae
Product: type 2 DNA topoisomerase 6 subunit B-like
Exons: 6
Coding region: 391-894 (167 amino acids)
Biological process (GO): meiotic DNA double-strand break formation; reciprocal meiotic recombination
Cellular component (GO): condensed chromosome
Molecular function (GO): protein-macromolecule adaptor activity
Source: RefSeq, a predicted model, not a curated record